This is a messenger RNA of Labrus bergylta (ballan wrasse), 4151 nucleotides long. The record is from RefSeq and is a predicted model, not a curated record. NCBI's taxonomy places the organism in Eukaryota, Metazoa, Chordata, Actinopteri, Labriformes, Labridae.
AUGGAGCGUUACGAGUCUCUGGGUCUGGUCGGGGAGGGCAGUUAUGGCACCGUGCUGAAGUGUCGUCACAGAGAGUCCGGCCGCCUCGUCGCCAUCAAGAAGUUCAUGGACUCCGACGAUGACAAGACAGUGAAGAAGAUCGCUCUGAGGGAAAUCAAGCUGCUGAGGCAACUGCGUCACGACAACCUGGUGAACCUUCUAGAAGUGUGGAAGCGCCGCCGUCGCUGGUAUCUGGUGUUCGAAUUUGUUGAGCGAACGCUCCUGGAUGACUUGGAGAAAAACCCUAACGGACUCGACCUGAACACCAGCCGGCAGUACCUGUACCAGAUCCUGAGGGCUGUAGCUUUCUGUCAUCAACAAAAUAUUAUACACCGUGACAUCAAACCAGAGAACAUACUCAUCUCUCAGGGAGACCUGAUCAAGCUGUGUGACUUUGGCUUUGCCCGGACAAUGACUAUGCCCACUGACGGGGGCGUCUACACUGACUAUGUGGCCACCCGUUGGUACAGAGCCCCUGAAUUGCUGGUGGGAGACACCAAGUAUGGCAAACCAGUUGAUGUGUGGGCCGUUGGUUGUCUGCUUUUAGAGAUGUUAACAGGUCAGCCUCUGUUUCCCGGAGACUCUGACCUUGAUCAAAUAUUCCACAUCGUCAGGUGCUUCGGUAAUCUGACAGCUCAUCACCAGGAGUUGUUCUACAGGAAUCCCGUUUUUUCUGGAGUCCGACUGCCCCAAUGUUCUGGCAGAGUCCCACUGGAGCAGCGCUUCCCUUUAAUUGCAACCAAUGCCCUGGAUAUUGCACAGAAUUGUCUCCAGAUGGAUCCAGAAAGCAGGGCUCACUGUUCAGAACUUCUUGAUCACCCUCUGUUCACUCAAGACUCUUUCAACAUCAGGUUUUUGGAUGAGUUGAAUGCUAAAAUCCAAAAAGACCACAGAGAAAACUCUACACUUCCUAUAAUAGGAAAAACCCAAAGACGGGAAAAGGAUGAAAUACAUGGCAAGAACCAAAGACGCAAAGACAAAAAACAGUCUGAAGACUCAGAGGAGAAAUUCAACAUGGAAAAGGAGAAAAGAGACAAAGGGGACAGAGAUGACAAGUUACCCAAAACAAAAGCCAAGCAACCUUCAAAGCCGAAACACAUUCACAACACCUCAGAACCUUUGAUGUCCACCAAAACAUCAGGUGCCAAGACUUUUGAUAAUGCAGCUAAGAUCACCAAAGUCGACCAUGGCCAAACUGCCAUGAGAAGUAAACUUGGAAAGGCCAUUGGUGUAGAAUUUAGAAAGGAACCUGAGAUUUGUAAACCAACUAAAACCCGUACGUCUGAUUCAUUGGAGGCUUCAAAGACUGCAACAGAUCUGAAUAAGCAAGUAGAUACCAAACCUAAACAUGUGAAAGUUUCUUCUUUGGGGCCAAGAGACGGCCAUUUGAAACAAGUAGAAACCAAAACAACAAAUUCAACUAGCUUGCACUCCGGUUGCUCAGACAACAAUGUGUUAAGUUCAAGUCAAGACUUUCGGAAAAGCAAAAACAACUCAAACACAAGAGUACUCAAAUUGCCUAAAAGCUUAACUACUGAUCUUCCAACUAAGAGUUCUUCUCCAAAAUCUUCCUUGAAAGCAACCAUUUAUCGUACAGACACAGACUUAACCCAGAGAAAGGGUCCUGAAACAGCCACAACUUGUGAAAUGUCAAACAGUGGCCAAGUACAGACAAACUUCAGUAUGAAAGUAGUGGAGGUCACUACCCGAACUAUCCCUUCUGUCCCCAAGCCAUGCAAGACAACUACUUCUUCAAAUCAUCUGACGGAUUGUUCAAACAUGGACACAGAGCAACGACUGACCUCUAAAUGUCCAAAAGUCCUACCUUCAGCCACAAAGCCAUCUAAGACCUCUUCAAAGUCUGGUCCCAGAAUUGCAAAAGAAAACACAUCAUUGUCCAACAGUCCCUCAGAGAGUUUUACCUCAGAUCUUUCAGCACAGUCCUCCACAGUUUUCAUAGGAGGAAGUCUUCCUAAUGGUACCAUAUUACCCAAAGCAAACCUCCAAAUUGGCCCAUCCUUGGAUACUAAACCUUCAAAUGACACCCCAUGUCUACCCAACAAACCUUCCACUGAACUUCAAACAAACAAGGACCUUGGGGAAGUAUUGAUUGCAACCACAACUCAGCAGUACAGUUGUUACAUGUCAAAAGAGGACAUCGAGGAAAACAAUGGACGCUUUACAAGGAGCCCUGUGACCAAAACUGCUGAAAAACACAUUGAGACACUUGAUGUUUUAAGUGAGGAUUACCAGGAGAAUCCUGAAUAUGACGAGGCCCGUAGCAUCAACCAACAAGGCAGUUCUAAGUCAAAUAUCACCAAAGAAUCCAGAUCAUCCUUUUCCUUAAAUGAAAUACCAAAAACCAAAACACUGUUGGCUACAAUUGUUCCAAAAACAUUUAAAGUUUCAGAUAAAGAGAACAGUGAGGAAUUAGCACUCUCUGCAUCGAACAGCCCAUCGACCAAGUCUUUUAUAGACCAAAUCCCAAAGGUUGCUAGAAGCCCACAUUUUGAGCAGACAGAACCUAAUGUAAAGUCCUUGAGACCCCUCCACUCUGAAUCUUUGAUCGGGGGAUCAAAAUCAAAGAUUGGGUCUUUUAGCAACCCCACCAAGUCGCCCACAACAAUGGCCCCAAAGACUCAAAUAAAUAUGCCUCCAAGGAAUAAAAGAGGCAUCUCAGAAAGGAACGACCCAAUGAAUGCAUCCACAACCUCAGAAUCAACUUCACUCACCUCCACUGCAACUCCAGACCGAGAUGCUUCGACAAGGAUCUUCCACAACAUGUACACCAUAGAUGUUAACAAAUUCAAUUUUAAUGUUUCCCAUUCCUCUCCACCUCCUCCACCACCUCCUCCCUCCUCCACUCCUCAACUCCUCCCUCCAUCCUCCACACCCCUCAUUCCCUCCAUCUCCAUUGUCAGUGCCCCCAACACUGCCGCCAGCAAUCACUUUACCCUGGGGGCAGGUUUCCAUUCUGGGACCAACAACCUUAGGUGUACAGACAAACCAAGGCAUCAGAGUAGCAUUUACAGUCGACUGACCCAACAGUCUUUGUCCAGCCACAUCCCAGGAUCACUGACUUAUCAGAUCCCAGAGAAGGGUCAAAUCUACGAGCACAACUUCCUGUCCGACCAUUGUAACCCUGGUAACAGCGGUGGUGGUAAUACACUGACCAAAAAGAAGCCCGACAUCCAUUUCCCAGAUCUUAGAAGUUCAGUGCCGCCAGAGCACAAAGGAAGAGAGGGUAAACAACCAAACAAAGGCACUUCCAAAGAGCAAAGAAAAGACAAACAGCCCGUUCAGGCUAUUCCUCCAUCAGACCAACAAAAGCUUGUAAACAACGGUACAGAUACACACCCUAACAGAGACAAUGUGUAGACAUUAAAGGGAUAGUUCAGUAUUUUUGACAAGGGGUUGUAUGAGGCACUCUUCAACAGUGUGACUGGAAAACGUACUUUGUAGACUUUUUCAUUUUUAAGUCAGGGUGUAUUUGUUGUCUCUUUUCAAUCCCGCUGAUCAGGGCGAUCCAAACAAAGUGGCUUGCUUGCGGAAAAGUAAAGCGCUAUAUUUAUUUCAAUAUAGCGUACAUUUACCCAAACAUUGUUAUUAUGUGGCUAUACAUGUAGCCGUAUAACCUCGCUUCCGUGUCAGCACUGUCUCUCCUUAAAGGGGCCACACUGACCGCCAUCACCAGUGGCUAAUAUUCUUAGUAUCGACAAGUACCCCAUACAACCCAAAUUUAAAAUACCGCACUAUCCCUUUAAAUUCAUGAAGAUACAAAAGAUAAGACGUGCUCCACAAGGAUCGAAGGAUAUCUUCAGUCGUGAAUGGAAAGCAGCUUUGAUAUCAUACUGUUGUUAUUUAACUCUCCUGACUUUCUGUAACUGAUUUAUAUGAACUUGUAUUCUCACUUUAAAAAUGACUAAAACUAGACUCAAAUGUAAAUAAUAUACAUGUGGAAUGUAAUACUUGCGCUGCAUUCUCCUUCAUGUUCUUAUAUUUAGCUGAGGUACCAUCUUUGCACAAAAAGGAAUCAGCUUAAAGCACUUUUUUCAGUUAUUUGAACGGUUUUUGUAACAAUAUUAUACACUUUUCAAAGCAGCUCUGAGGUC